Messenger RNA from Ictalurus punctatus (channel catfish), 8054 nucleotides. It is a transcript of the gene evla, whose product is annotated as Enah/Vasp-like a. Bases 5760 to 7175 code for a protein of 471 amino acids. Gene Ontology annotation, molecular function: profilin binding; actin binding; SH3 domain binding. The transcript has 12 exons. Gene Ontology annotation, biological process: actin polymerization or depolymerization; protein homotetramerization; positive regulation of actin filament polymerization. Lineage: Eukaryota; Metazoa; Chordata; Actinopteri; Siluriformes; Ictaluridae. The record is from RefSeq and is a predicted model, not a curated record. Gene Ontology annotation, cellular component: cytoskeleton.
AGAUCUAUGCCAGAAUGGCGAACGUAAACUUGACAGCGCAUUCAUAAACCAUGAUUAGCAAAAAUGAAGCUGUUAAAAAAGAAAACUGUUAACAAAGAAAUCUGUUUAUUUGAAGACCGUGUAAAAAUGUUUGCCACUGAGUGCACUGUUUUCAGUUUCAGUGUUUUUCUUCUCAUUGUAUAUUUUUGUUCGUUUCUUCGAAAGUUACGUUCAAUACUUUUGGCAAAAAUUUUAUUCCAUAGUUAGUGAUCUAUGAGAUGACAAGCAGUACAGCUGUAACUGCAGUACUGGCAUGACAGAUGAAGAUUUGUUUGAGCAAAGUGUAUAGAUGAGGAGGUGAGAGAGCUGGAGAGUAUAAAGGACUACAGCAAUGCUGCUUCACUCUUACCAUUUUUCAAUCUCAAUUCAGCAUUUUAUUAAUCCAGCAAUUUAGUAUUUAAUAGUGUUUUUCUUUUCUCUCUAAAUUAAAGUGACUAAAUUCUGUUGCACUAUUUCUGUUCAUUUGCUUUCAUCUGCAUCUCGACAUAACCUUGGCAAUAUACUUCCCUUGGUUAGGGAAGUAUAAUACGUCAGCACUUGUCAUUCAGAAAUCAAGCAUAGUUCUAGAGAGAUUUUCUGAACUAAGAAAGGAACCUUAGAGAUUUUCAGAUGAUUCAGCGUCUGUAUUUGCAGCUCCUAAACAGGAUGUAGGAUAGUGCUAUUUUAGAGAUACCUUGGCAAAUAUUAAAAUCACAUCUUAGCUUCUUCACAAAUGCAGUCCCAGUUGCUGCUUCUCCUUUGUCUGCACAAACAACUCCCCUCUUAGCAGUUUUCCAGCACAGUGCUUAGUAGUGCCAUGAAAACGUAAGGGUGUGUGAUAGCGACUGUGAGUCUUUUUCAUGAAUUGUCACAAAACCCAUAAAGAGGAGUAAUAUUUUGCCUGACAUAUGGUCAUGAUCUUCCUUUCUUUCACACUUUCCUAUACUUCUUCUUCUUUAUGAGAAUUUUGCUUUAAAUAAACACCACCACAUCUGCAGCUUUAAGUUUCCAGUUUUCAUCAGUGUGUGUAGGUGUCAGCUGUAUUCCUAGAAUCUGAAAAAGCAAAAUUGUGAAGUGAAAAUGCAGACUCACCGGUGACUGAGUUUAAAUAAAUAAAUAAAUAAAUAAAUAAAUAAAUAAAUAAAUAAGCAUGUUUUACCAAACAGUGGCUCUGAUAUAUAUAUAAAAAAAAAGCUUUAGACCUACCUCUUAACAAGUUUCUAUUAUCUGUUCAACAAAUGUGAAUCUUGCUGAAGUUCUCAUUCACAAAUACAUACAUUGUAUAUUCCAUGGAAAUACUAAUUGUUUUCUUUUUUGAGUGACCAAAUAUAUAUUUUUAAAUGUCGCUAUUUGACAGAUAUACACUGAUGUUUCUUUGCUUUGCUCUAAAUCUAUGAUAGUGUCUAGACAGUGUGUCUGUGAUGAAUAAUACCAUUUCUGUUGUAAGAUACAUGCUCCAUGGUCCAGUUCUGAUGCUUACGUGCCCAUUGUAGGCACUUUCAGUGGUGGACAGGGGUCAGCAUGGGCACUCUGACUGGUCUGCCACUGCAGCUGUUGUCCUUCCUUGGACCACUUUUGGUAGGUACUAACCACUGCAUACUGGGAACACCCCACAAGACCUACUGUUUUGGACAUGCUCUGAUCCAGUCGUCUAGCCAUCCCAAUUUGUCCCUUGUCAGAGUAGCUCAGAUCCUUACGCUUCCCCAUUUUGUCCUGCUUCCAACACGUUAACUUUGAGAACUGACUGUUCAUCUCUUGAUAGGUGUGAUUGUAACGAGAUCAUCAAUGUUCUUCACUUCACCUGUCAGUGGUUUUAAUAUUAUGUCUGAUCGGUGUGUAUUGCAAAGAUUGGGAGAGAGAAAGGGGGUUAUAGAGUGGAUCAUAUCCAUACAUCAGAAAUGCGUGUGCACUGCCGGGACCAUGCAAUAGCUUUUUCUUUUUUCUUUUUUUUGGCAAGUUUGAGGUCUUUUGUGUGGUUUUUGUGAUGUAGUUAGGCUGGGGGAUUUUGCUGAAACCUGACAACCCUGGUUAAUGGCUACAGAAACACAGCUGCUGUAUCAAACCUAGUUGAACAAAGGUAUGUCUAAAACCUAAUGUGUGGCAGAUAAGGAUAUUUUGUGGGCAUCUCUUGCUAAAUAUUCAAUACAACAAGUUUACUUCAGCCACUGAAGGUUGUUCUAUGUAUAAUGUUCUUACUUUUGCGAAGACACCCUUAUGCCCCCCUUAAAGUAGAACCAUCAAAGGAAGCUGUUUCCAUUUGGAAAAGUUCCCCAAAUUCCCCAAAAUGAGGCUGGAUUCUUUUAUUCAGUGCUAUUUCUUAGCACUUCUCUUUAAAAUAUGUAAUUAAGAAAACAUGGCCUUAAAUAGGUUAGUUGAGUGAAAUAUAUUUGGGGGUUUUUGCAUUCUACUUUUUAGGCUUUUUGGAAACAGGAUUUUUUGGGACAAGCAUAAUCACCUUUUUUUAAUGUUGAUGCACUCUUGGUUGUGGUGUCAGUCUUGGCUAUUUGCUGAGACAGGCUUUCUGUAUAUACAGCCUAGCACAGAUCAUCUGGAAAUCAUUUGGUUAUUUGAUAUAAAAGAGGUAUUUUUCAUUUGUGACAUUGUAUAUACAGGUCAUGUUGCCAUUUCAGUGUAUAGAUUGUUGUAUGUAUGAGUCAGAUGAUGUAUGAGCAGAUAAUGUGGGUUCUUCUUGCCGUGUCACGCACACUGACUAGAAAAUGAGUCAUCAUUCCCCAAACCAAACACACACCCUCCAUGUCACUGUGUAAUGAGUAUAUUUUCUGUAUUUUGAAAGCUGAUGUCAAUAUUCAGCUCUGGAACCAAAAUAUUCAUCAUCUGCGCUUUUAGUGGUGCUAAUGAGAACAGUGUCUGAGUCACAUUUCUAAAUUAAUAUUAAGAUAUUAAGAUAUUUUCACCAUUUGCUGUCAUUACCAUAAUAGAUUAAUGAAUUUCAGCUCAGCUGUGCAAAGGUAUAAUUUUUUCACCUUUGCAAAUAUACUCCUGGGCAAAGAAAAUGGUCCAAAACCAAACUGGCAAAAUCUUAAGCUUCUAUUGUUUAACAACAAAUCAUUGGUCAGGCAGUUAUCAAGAAUUAAACAAAUAGAUAAAGUAAUUUAGUAUGGGAUAGUUUUUCUUUUUGAUUAAAAAAAAAAAAAAUGUUUAAGCCUUGUGGCUUGACUUGCAGCCUUGUAGCCUGACUUGCAGACAGCUUUUUAUUUAUUUAUUUUAUUUUAUUUUAUUUUAUUUUGUACACCCAGACAUGUGUUACUUUGAAUUUUAUCUAAAACAUUUUAAUCAUUAUCAUGAUUUUACCUUUGCCCACAAGAAUGCUAUAUAUUUCCCUGUUUCUAGUUUAUCCCCAAACAGUUCACUACAGCAAAAGUAAAUGAGCAAAUGGUGGCACAGGAGGUCUCAGGAGUGCAUGUGUUAAAUUCUGGCUCAUUUUCUGAGCAAGGAUUUGUAGUUAAGACCAUUAAAAGCUUAAUAAUUUGCCAUUUUGGGCUUUGCUCAUUUUUCCCCCCAGUAGUGUAGUGUUUCAUCGUGUUAGGGAUGCACCAGUUUUGGGGGUUUUCUUUUCUUCAGUAAAAUACCAAUAUCAGAGUUCUGAGUAUUGGCUAAUACAUGAUCCUGAUCUGAUACUGACAUCCUCACAGCAGUGGAGUUGACUGUCUGAGGUUUUUUUUUUUUUUGGUCUUAAUAUCUAUGCUCUGUGCCAUGUCAAUCAAUGUAGCAUUUUUUCAUGACAUAAAAUGCUGGAUUAAAAAAUAUUAAAUCUGCUUAAAACUGAUCCAAAACUUCAGAUCUGUAUAGGCUUCCAUACUGAUACUCCGUAUUAGAUGUAUAUAACAUUAUGGGAAAUCUGGGCAGGAAUUCUUAUUGCACUGUACCAAGUGGAGAUCAGUCAUGAUCAGAUCCAAUUGAUUAAGAGAUUACCGAAAGUGCUUACUCUAUCUUUCUGACAUUGGGAAGAAGACCAGACAAAUGCAGCACUCAGCAUUGGACACCUUCCUGACUGCUGAAUAAUGAUUUAUACUUGUUCUUAUUCAAAGGUUUCACAGCUUAACUAUCGAUCUGGAAGCUUUGCACUGAUUUAACAAUGUUCUUCUGAAUUUGACAUUUUGCUAUGCCCACAUACGGUUACAAGCAGUUGUAUCUGUGUACAACAGUCACCUUUUAAUGCUUAACCAAUAAUGUGUGGUUUAUGGCUAUAACUAAGACAAAUCUAUUUUUAUUUGUGGUUAUGUGUUGUUUCUCACUGGCACUUCACAUAAUACUUUCGAUUAACACCACAGACUGUGAACAGAUGAGUUUUGAACUUGAAGCACAGAACAAAUACAUAUUUAUCUGUCCAGUCAUCUUUAAACAUUCUGUUUUCUUCAGUGACAUUUAAAUUUUUUUAACAAGCCAUGUCGUCAUUUCACUAAUCAGACCAGAGAGGGUAAAUGAAAUCUUUUUAAAAUCCAUGAAAGUCUGUGAGAACUCUUCCUUUAAAGAAUUAUAAGCUGCCUUCAGCUGAAUAAUUUUUAAAAAAUGAUGUGAAUAACUGCAACAUGCACCUACAGAAAGUCUGAUACAGAAGCAGAGGUGGUUCAUGUUUAAAAACUAGCGUGGUUGUAUUGUUUUUCAAGUGUUUCAUUCAAACUGCUGAAAUUCUUUGCCUGGUCUGCAUCUGGACCGCGGUUGAUGACUCCUGGAGUACAGUGUACCAUGGAUUUGUUUCGGAAGAGCAUGUUGUGUGGUAAUGACGCAGGCAGGAAUCCAGCAUUCAAAGCAAACUGUUUUGUUUCGCUGUGAUUUCUAGUCUUAAUGCCUGCACUUUCGAACAUAUUGUGCUAAUUACAAACUGUACUGCAUCAGUCUUUGCAUCAUCACUGUGUGAAGCUCAAAUAAACCAUGCUAAAUUUGCACCCAGCAGUUAGCAUUGCCAUUUCUCUAAUGCUUGAGGAAGUCCAGUCCUUGAGGAAAAAAGCCAUUAGAGCCCUUUGUGACCAAACUCACAAUCACUUUUUCACAAGCAUUUUUAAAAUAUAUAUGUAUUCUUCAACAUCUGCUCCACACUUCUUUUACCGUUACACUCACUAACUGAAAAUAACUAUAUAACUACAUUAAGCUGUAUCACAUAGAUAAGCAGACAUAUCAGCAACACUCAGCACUCAGCAUACUCCAUACCCUGGGCACCCCAGACAUCAUCUGAGAAACCUGAUAGCAAUGUUUUUAGUUCUAAGCAGCUCUCUGUCUCAGUCCAUCUAUCAGAUAGAGUAAAGUUGGAGAUGGGAUAGGAAGUAAUGAGGAUACAGUUCCAAGAAGCGUCUAAUAGGCAUACUUACAGAACUGCAUAAUGGUUUUAGAUAUUUUGUCUCUUUCCUUUAUGCUGUCCAUUUUGUCAAUUAUAUAUUCAAGUCAAGUGAGUUUUUAUUGUUAUUCCUCUACAUAGCUUGUAUACAUUGGAUACUGGGUUAGGUGUUUGACUAGCCCAGGUGAGCAUUGGGAGGCAGCUGGGUGUUGAGUAAUCUAACUGCCUCCGGAAAGAAAUUGUCGUGGAGUCUGCUGGUGAUGGCAUGGAUGCUCCUGUACCUUCUGCCAGAUGGCAGAAGAAUCCAUGAGAGGCGUGAGAGGGGUUGUCCGCAAUACUGGUGGCUUUGCUGGAUGCAGCGGUUGUUGAAUAAGGGGUCGAUGCAGGUCCAGCUGGUCAACGGCAGAAUGGACCAACAACGGAUGAAACAGAAUCACAGAGGAGGCAGAUGAUGGAGCAGCAUCAGAUGCAAAUUGAAAGGGAGCGGCGGACAUCUGGCUCGGCAGUUUCCACCCUGCAGUUUAAAGUAUCUGGCUCUCAGUCCAACACGUCUCCAACAGAAUACAGGCAGUUUCGUGCCAAUACACUCCCCUCCCACACCCGCUUUGCCCCCUCCCCAUCUUCCUCCCCCAGCUCCUCCUCUUCCUCACAGGAGCGUGAGAACAUCUCUUACAUGAAGGACUCAUCUCAGAAAAAGGCUCAGCAGUUUUCACAGCUCUCCACCUCCCUGGCUUCGGCCUUCUCUCCCGUGCAGCCAGGGGGCACUCUGCCUUCUCGAAAUGUGCGUCAGAUCCCUCUCUCUCCCCCUACAAGCUGUCAGUCUGACCCCAAAGACACCACCUGGACCUCUGCUCAAAUCUAUCACCCAAAUAGCUCUUCACUCCAGCCAGUCAUACCUCUUAACCAGCUUGUACAUCCCACUACCUCCACCCAGUUUGAUGCUAACAGCCAGUUAGAGCACUACUACCCCUGUCAAACCCCUUUCAUCAAGUCUGCCUCAGGGCCCCCUCCUCUCCCACAAUACUGUAAUCCUGAGCUCUCCUACCCUUCCCACUGCAAGGAUAUCCCCCUUCCUGCUCACAUUGGUCAGUGUGUUCAAGGCCAUGCCCACCAGCCCCAGUUUGCUGCCUCUUUCAUCCCUCACCCCUCCAGUGAAAACACGGCUUUCUCUUGUAGCUCUGUGUCACUCGAGACCACAUCCCCUGCUGUUUCUCAGACUGCCACGGCACCCAGCACAGGCCCUCCCAUCCCUCCAGGACAUCCCUCCAUGCUCUCAUCCACUCCCCCACUCCACCCCCCUGCUCCUGCCCCCAUGGCAGGUCCUCCAGCUCCUCCACCUCCACCUGGACCUCCUCCCCCAGCUGCUGCAACACCUCCUAACCCCCCUCCUCUCCCAGCUCCAUCAGGCUUGGCUGCAGCUCUGGCUGGAGCCAAACUGCGCAAAGUACAGCGGCCUGAGGAGAGCUCUGCAGGGUUGGGCAGUGCCAAGAACGAUGCGAGCCGCUCCAGUGGAGGCAGCGGAGGAGGAGGAGAGGGCCUCAUGCAAGAAAUGAAUGCCCUCCUAGCACGAAGGAGGAAAGCUUCCGAAAAACCCGAAGACAGUCAAAAUGAAGAGUCCAACGGCUCGCCAGCCUCACGUGGCUCAGAUGCUCUUAAAAAGCCGUGGGAGCGAGCAAAUUCUUCAGACAAAUCCUCUGCUGGAUCAAGGUUGAGAGCUGUUGGCAGCACCACUGACGGAGAAUCAGGAGACUUCGACAGAAUGAAACAGGAGAUCUUGGAGGAGGUUGUGCGUGAACUGCAUAAAGUCAAAGAUGAGAUCAUAGAUGCCAUUAGAAGAGAACUCACUAGGAUGGGUGCUACAUAGUGUUCAGAAGCAUGAAAACACCACCAAAAGGCUCUUGGGAAAGUAUGGAAAGGAUCCUGUGGCGCUUUGGAGGAAUGGUCUUGCAACAUAGCUGCAACGGCAUGGAAAAAGUUGGUGUUGCAGGAAUGUUGCAUCAACAAGGAGCAUUACAGAAAGGAGCAAGAGAAAGAAGUGAAAUGGAAGUGAUUUAGAGUGAGUGCUUGUAUGCAUGUGCGAAUGGGUGGAUGUAUGAAAGGAUGUAUGGAUGGACCUUCACACUGAAUUUUCUAUUUCCUCCUGUAUAAACAUUAAAAGACUAAGCCCACUGUGCAGUUUGCUGCUCCCAGUCUUUCAAGUCUUAAAGAGAAAUUUGACAAGGUGGACCUUGAUGAAGAUAUUUGUGUUUUAUACGGUUUUAUUGUUUCAUUACUGUUAUUGUAAAAGUAAUUUUAUUAUCAGUGGCAUCUGCCAGAGAAAUAGAAACACAAAGUUGUCACUUUUUAUGUCAGUGUUUUAUAUUUCACCUUCAUAUUUUGGUUUUUGAUAAGCACAUUCAGCACAAUUUUGUGCUGACCUGUCACCAUCCCUCAUUACAGUUUUAAUCUUUUAUUUAUUAGGUUUUUGUUUUUUUUUUGCCAAUACACAUGUUCACUGGAUUUUUUUUUUUAGCUUGAAUUUGAAUUGGUAGUGUGAAGUUAUUGAUGAUGGUCGUAUGAGAGAUGUAUCUGUAGCUAUAGCCCUGUAAAAUGGCAGUUUGUGGACUCUCCUCAUUUGUUUUGAAAGAGAAUUGGUUCCUAAUAUUAGGUCCUAAAUAAUUCAAAUGAUUAGCCUAGCCUACUGGGUUAAUCCUCUUAAAAGUUAACAUUAAAAUGACCUUUGAAUAAAACACUGAAUCUAUAA